This is a messenger RNA of Linum trigynum, 3873 nucleotides long. The record is from the annotation of a GenBank genome assembly. NCBI's taxonomy places the organism in Eukaryota, Viridiplantae, Streptophyta, Magnoliopsida, Malpighiales, Linaceae.
GACGCCCACCAAUGACGAUAAUGAUGAAGACGGAGGCUACAUCGACAUGGAGAGCUUCUGCGCAAGCAGUGGAGUGUCUUUUGUGUUGGUACUACUGACAAUUGCGAGUGUUCUGUACAUCAAUCCAUACUGGUGGCAGGUGUGAUUUUAUUAUGUCGGAGUGACCAUAACUACGUGCUACUAUUUUUGGGCGGACCAUCUUCCAGUACCGACGAGGUACAAGAUGUGGGAACUUCGUGUCUAGCUAGUAGUUGAUGAUGGUUCUGCGAAACAACAUAUCCGGAGGAGUGGUUUAUAUAAUCCUAUGUGGAUAGAAUAAUGGUUAUUGAUAGUUCUCAUCAGUGAAUCAUCUCAUUUAUAUGUAUGCAGUAAUUAAGUGCUCGAAAAACUACAAGUCUCUGUAAUGUUUCCUUAGUUCCUAUUUGGGCUGCUGCUUAUUCUUAUGGUGGACAAACCUGAACUAUGGAUGGCAAUUUUGCCCAUACCCAUGGGUUUCUUACUAUCCAACCCAAUUGGGUUGGGCAUGAAAUCCAAAUAGAUGGAUAUGGGUAGAGUUUGAUGGGUUUGUACCCAUACCCAUUUACUUUGGGUUGAGUUGGGUUUAUAUCAAAUGGAUUUGGGUUUGUACCCAUGCCCAAAUACAAAAUUACAUUUUGGUACCCAAACUUAAUAGAUAUGCAUAUUUAGUACCUAAAUUUAAUUUUUUUGCAUAUAAGUCCUAAAAAUAUCGAUGGGAAAUUACGUUUUGGUACCAAAAUUUUUUUGGUCUUACAUUUUGGUACCUAAACUUUUCAAGUUUUACAAGAUUUUUGCAUGUGUAGUUAAAACACCCUCAAGUAAAUGGAUAUCCAUAUCCAACCCAUACCCAUUUAGAUUAUGGAAGCAAUAUUCAUACCUUACCCAAACCCAUCUAUAAACCCCCAAAUCCAUAUGCACUUCACCCAUACCCAACCCAUUAUCAAUGGGUCUACUUGGGUUUGGGUAUAAUUACCCAUGGGUGGGUAAUUUGCCAUCCCUAACCUGAACUGCUGCAGCCUGCAUGCAUGGCUGAAGUCCACCAUGGACACGUGGCGUCAGGGUCAACGCGAAGGAAUCCAUAAAAGCGCCGCAGGUAGAGUCGGCCGGGUUUCCCCUGUUUCCGAUUACGCUCAGGAAACAGAAACAGAGGAUUGAAAAAAUUCCUCCCAAUAUAAAAAGAAACGGAAAGAAGAAGAGAUUCCUCCCAACCCAACCCAACCCAACCCAACCCAUCCCAUCGCAAAUCAAGUCUCAGCAAUGGCGACUGUCAGUUCUUCUCCUUCUUCAGCGAAUUCCUCCAAGACUCGGAGUACUACUACGUGCAUCUGCUCGUCGACGAACCACCCAGGCUUGUUCCGCUGCAGCCGCCACAGGAACCAGCCGAACAGAACCGCAGCUUCCGCGUCGACGAUGGCGGCAACUGCCAGUUCUUCGCCGGUGAAUUCCUCCAGGACUCGGAGUAGUACUGCGUGCCUCUGCUCGCCGACGAAAAACCCAUGGUCGUUCCGUUGUAGCCUCCACAAGAACCAGCUGUCGAACCGAAAGGAAUCGACGGUCGCCAGUUAUUCUUCUUCUUCUUCUCCGGUGAAUUCCCUCAGGACUCGGAGUACUAUUACGUGCCUCUUCUCGCCGACGAACAACCCGCGGUCGCUCCUUUGCAGCCUCCACAAGAACCAGUACUCGAACCCCAGCAGGGAAGUAUUGGCGCCGUCUCCGUGGAAGGAGAAGGCAUUCACGACGAGGGCCUUCCUGCGGCGGAUGAUCAAGCCGCCGCGUCGAGAUGAGACGCGCCGGCUCAAUUUCCGACCCACGCCGUCGAGGUUCUUCACGAUGCACGCCAGCAGCAGCGGCAGCGUAGCGGUUUCGUAAAUAGGACUCAUCACCAGGGUUAUAUAUAUAUAUUCUAGCUUAGAUUAGUCGUUUGAUUAAUAUGUAAACAGGGACAAAAACUUGUUUUGUGAUUUUUUGUAUAUAUUUUAUGGUAAUUCAUUCAUUCAUUCAAUCCUUCUUUGUUUUGUGGGUUUAUAUAGUUCAACUACUCCAUUGAUUAAAGUUCUCUCUGUUUCUCGAUGCUCUUGUCUUGAGAUGAUGGUCCGUCGCCAAAUAUAAAAGGGUAGAGUAGAUGCCUAUUUAAGUGUCGCUAAAAGUGGUAACCCUAGAGGCUAUAUUUGUUCUAUUCGUUGCAAUAAAACUUUGCCCUAAUCCUUUCGGAGAAUGAAUCAAAAUUCAUAUCCUGAGUCUUGGAUCAUAAGUCAUAAUGUAGAAAUUGCGUCAUAUAGAAUCGCACGUAGUCAAAGCACGUAGUCAAAGAAGAGUGUAACUAGCUUGAGAGUUGAGACUUCACUUUAGAGACAUAAGCUUAUCUUCCACGAGUAAAAAUUUCGACGGUGUAGUUAUAAGUUAUUACGAACAAUUAUUUCUCUUCCCCUUAUGCAAAGCAAUGCAACACACCAUUGUAUUGAGUUCAAGCUCUUUAACACGGGCACGUGAAGGCUGAUAACCAAUUAAGAUCCUAUGAUAUUCUGUUUUGGGUAUGCCUAGUGCUUUGCUAGAAUUUCGAUUUCAUUUGUCGGGUGUUAUUACUUAUUAGUGUAGAUCUCCUGGACCUCUUAUUAAAAGAAUGACGGAUUAAUAUUAACAAUAACCUUACCAAAAUGAGUAAUUUAUAUGCAUAAACUAGUGAAUAUAUUAUUAGUGAUGGCAAUGGUCGGUUCAGAAACAAAUAGUAGAUCAUUACCUUAUACUCGAUCUAAUUAGUUAGGGAUUUAUCCAUAUUGCACUACUCGUAUAAGCUUUGGGUUGUUAAUCAAAACAAAACUCAUAAUUGUUCGAAUUUUGGAUAUCCAUAAAUACCCACAUACAAUACUUUUCUCUUUAUAAUUUUAUACAAUGAGUUAUUAUUUGUAAGCAUAUUAUUAUACAAGUUAAAAAGUUACUACAAGUUGGUAACCUUAAGAGCAAUCAUAGUAAAGGACAUUGAUUCAUUGGGAUGUAAUAUGUGCAUUGGAAAGUAGUAUCGACAUUUUCGGAGCAUAAAAUUUGAACUAUAUACCCCAUAAAUAUGUAAAGUAGUAUCGCAUUCAAGAUAUAUUAUACAUACGAGGUGUGAAAGGGAACGUAGUACGUUCAACCAACUAUUAAUUAGGUUGAUGUCCUCUUCUUCUAAUCUGAUUGACACAAAUUUCAAAUAGGAAUUGACGUCGUACGCUAAAAAUUAGCUCAAAUUACAUAUAAAAAAUCAUAUGUAGUAACUCCAUAACGUACCCAUACCAUAUUUUACUAAUCAUGUCCUCAAGAACUGUGAUGAACUAAUUAGGAAGAUAGCCAUUGUAAAAGGUUAUAGAAUAAUAUGUCCCUCUACUAUACUGUUUUAUCAAGCAUGUCCCCCUACUAUUCUUUACAUCAGACAUGCUUUUGUACUUUGGAAAAAUGAUCAAAUAUGUCUUUUUGUUAAAAUUUUCAUCCAAAAACCAUAAACCACGGCCGAACUUUGGUUUGGGCGACACAAAUGUCUAAAAUAUCCCUAAUAAUUUUACUUUAGAAUUUUUUUUGGUUCUUUUGGAUAGCCAAAUAUCUCUAAUAAUUUCAUUUUAACGAGACCUAGUAAAAUAAAUCAGGUGACAAAAAUGACAUUUCCACUUCCAUUUACCGAUGUCGGGGUCGUCUAAAUCUCGGCUCAACUACUGUUGAUGAUUUUUUUCAAUGAAAUUUUUAACCGAAUGACAUGAUUAAUUAUUUUUCAAUGAAAUUUCCAAAGUACAAAAGUAUGUUUGAUGUAAAAUAUUGUAGAAAGACACCGAUAAGACGACAUAAUAAAAAGAUACUACAACCCCAUUAUAAAUGCUAUACUGAUCA